This is a messenger RNA of Ornithodoros turicata, 1066 nucleotides long. RefSeq lists its product as uncharacterized. Bases 108 to 1031 code for a protein of 307 amino acids. The record is from RefSeq and is a predicted model, not a curated record. Lineage: Eukaryota; Metazoa; Arthropoda; Arachnida; Ixodida; Argasidae. The transcript has 2 exons.
GUCGCUCGUGCGCAUACCCAGUAGCCACUGCCCCGAGGCCGAAGAAGAAUAAGAAGCAGACCGGCGUUACCGUGCUAGAACUGUCCAUACGGUUUUCUCUCGUUAUAAUGGCCUGUGCCAGUGUGGAUUCAUCGGAAGGGUGGUACACACCCGAACGAGCUACGCAGUUGAGAGAUGUGCUGUGUGCUCUAAAAUACCCAGACGUUCCUUCUAGUGAGUACGAACUGUGGGAACUCUUUUUUUAUGGGCGUUGUACACGGAGAAAUGAACUUUUGAAGUGGACGUGUGCGCUGAUAGAACCACUUAUGGCAGACAAGCUGCGGAGUUCACCAAACGACGAGGAGUUUUAUCGUUUGCUGGAAGAUUUCCUCAAUUCCUCUGGGUACUACGACGAACAGACGAACUCCUCAUUCGUUAACGGCACUGCCACAGUCCAAGAACAGGUCUCAGUAUGGCAGGAUCUGCUAAACGCUGCGAGCUACUAUUGCUUGGGGAAAAGCGUCUCACUGCAGCUACUCGAUUCGCCGUCUGAAGGCGUGCCCGAUGACAGCUCAAAGUUGAAUUUCGAACAUGCAGCAAAAAGUAAAGUUGAUCCAGCGUCUAUGUCCACAUCAUAUCAAGCCCAGUCAGUGGAAUCGUUGGACGAAGCACCACCUUUUCCGGCAUCUCCAUCGCGUGCAGGGAUGCAGCAGUAUCUGGACUACUUAUGUAAAAAGGCCAAAAGCAUGGAAGAUUUCCUUGAGGGUGUUCAACCCCUAAAGUUUCCAUCCUCGACAACAGUAAAGGAACUUUGCGGGAAAAUUGACGACGUUUGCGAAAGCUUGGGAGAAUUAAAUAUUUGUUUGGAGGCUGUGGCACCAAAAAUGUCCUCAGUACAGGCAGCACAAGAGCAUCGUAAAACUGACUAUCUCAUCUCCGAAGCCGCACUGCGAAGCAAGGAAGCAAUGGAUUUUAUAACGCGCAUUCAACAUUGCGGGGACAUCAUUGAGAAACUGACACAGUCAGCAAACCCAUCAGCCACCCCUCAGUGACUUUGACAAAGAUUGCGUGAAAAUAAAGUGAGAAA